Messenger RNA from Cokeromyces recurvatus, 615 nucleotides. Its product is annotated as Emopamil binding protein-domain-containing protein. Gene Ontology annotation, biological process: sterol biosynthetic process. Gene Ontology annotation, cellular component: membrane; endoplasmic reticulum. The record is from RefSeq and is a predicted model, not a curated record. Lineage: Eukaryota; Fungi; Mucoromycota; Mucoromycetes; Mucorales; Mucoraceae. Gene Ontology annotation, molecular function: cholestenol delta-isomerase activity; steroid Delta-isomerase activity; C-8 sterol isomerase activity. The coding region runs from base 1 to 615 and encodes 204 amino acids. The transcript is spliced from 2 exons.
AUGAUAAAACAACAACAACAUCCCUAUUAUCCGAUUACUUUGGAUAUACCCCAAUAUGUACCAAAUGACAAAAGUACUUUUCAAAUUUUGCUAAUCGCUGGAAAUAUAAUGUCAUUUAUUGUUGUACUGUGUUAUGCCAUUUCACGACAAAAGACGGUUACUUCAUUUUUAAGAUUUACAUGGUUUGUAGUUUGUGGUAUAUUGCAUUUAGGUUUUGAAGGAUACUGGCUAUUUCAUAAAAAUACGAUAGCAGGACAAAAUGAUCUACUUGCUCAAUUAUGGAAAGAAUAUGCUCAUGGAGAUUCACGCUAUAUGAUUGCCGAUCAUCUAUUAACAACACUUGAAACCAUGACUAUAUUUAUAUGGGGACCCGUUUGUUUGAUUUCUGCCUUUUACAUCUGGCGAGGAUCACCGAAACAAUAUUUCUUCCAAUUGAUAGCUUCUUUAUUUCACAUGUUUAGUUGUUCAUUAUAUUUUGCAGAUUUGCCUAACGCCAUCUAUUGUGAUCCAAAUCCAAUUUACUUUUGGGUUUAUUUUGUCGGUUUUAAUUCACCUUGGAUUAUAGUAUGUAAUGAUAAAAAAAAUAGCUUUCCUCAUAACUUAUCAAUUCUUUAG